AUGACUGACCUUUCCAAUAUCUGGACCGAGCAUAUGAGUCGCCAGGACAUUCUCAACAGAGCUGAUGAAGACGCUACUACGAUUGACCCGAGCGAAGACCCAGAACAGUUUGAAGUGCUUCUUGGAAAGAUUGGUGAAGCUCUAAGUGGCGAAUCUGGCUGUACUGCAUCGCUUGAAAAUGGAUUGCGAGAGGAUUCUAUGAAAUUGACAGUAUCAACAAAGCUUCCUGCACCAUUGAGACCUUUAAUAUGGACUAUUUAUCUUUUGAAGGAACCGCGAUCUUCUACAUCUCAGCAUCUUAUACUCCCAUUACUUCGAGCAGAAGCCGGAUGGGAGUCGCGCCAGCGAACUCUCCUUGACCACCUUAGUAAGAAAGACUGGGUUCUAGGAAAGCUUUUCGAUAAGAUCGAGAGCAUGGGUAUCGAUCUGAGCACCAUCUUUCCUGGAGUUGCGGGGCUACGGAAAGCUCACGGGGAUACGUUACUCUCCCACGCUGCCAAUUACAUCAAAGGAGUGGCGCCCUUUGAUGAACAAGAAUGGCUUGACGGAGUCGCCAAAUUGUCGCCUGAUUCAGUGGUUGCUGCCAACAUUUUAGCGGAAGUAUCUGGAUCCGCAGAGACCAGAGAGAUAGAGAGACUCAGCCCACCCCCAGACAGCUGGUGGGUGAAGCUCAUAGCAACCAGAGCUAGUACCAGAACGCCUCCAAAGCGUGGAGAAGCCACAAAAACCGCGGAGAAAAAGCCCACGAAGCCUGAUUCGAAAAUGGACACGGACACAGACAACGAUGAUCUCGAUGAUGACGAUGAGUUUGAGCGGCAAGAAACACCACCCAGGCUCAAAAAAGCCAAGAAAGCUGAACGACAAUCACCCGCUACCACCGCUACCACCGCUGGAACCGGCGGUGAGACAGAUCAUGAACAUGUACCCACGAAACGAAGAUCAACCUCGCCACAGAAGCCCCCAGCAAAGAAAUCAAGAGGACUGGGUAUCAUAGGCGGUAAAAAGCAGAUCAAGCAGAAGUCUCCAACACCGCCACCGCCCUCUCCACCACGAGAUCUCGCAUCCCAUGAGCACGAGGCAACGGACUCGGGUACUGACCACGACGCUCAACCCUCACCAUCUCCUCCUCGAGCACCAAGCACUCCCAAACCCAGCGCAAGUGCAACCACUGCAUCGAAACCACGCGGCCUAGGCGUCAUCGGAGGCAAGAAGAAAGAACAACCACCACAACAAAUGCCUCAGCCUUCCCUCUCGCCGGAAUCGCAAGAAGUCUCCACUCCAGAGCCAAAGCAAAAACGCGCGGGCAAGCUGGGUAUGAUCGGAGGUAAAGCCCGCAAGACCACUGAGGUUCCCCCAGCUGCCUUCCCCCAGAAUCGGGCCGAGACGACGACACCGCCGCCUCCAGCAAAGUCUGAGAGCGACGAGGUUUCCCGGCGAGGUGCUGUAAAGCGAUCCCCUUCGCCAGUGAAACCACCGCCACAGGAGACGGAGCAGGAGCGCGCUGAUCGCAAACGAGAGGAACUGAAAAGGCAGCUUGAGGCGAAGAGCAAGGCUCCGGCGAAGAAGAAAAGAAGAUUCUAA
Messenger RNA from Aspergillus fischeri NRRL 181, 1581 nucleotides. RefSeq lists its product as uncharacterized. Gene Ontology annotation, molecular function: DNA end binding. Bases 1 to 1581 code for a protein of 526 amino acids. Lineage: Eukaryota; Fungi; Ascomycota; Eurotiomycetes; Eurotiales; Aspergillaceae. The transcript has 2 exons. The record is from RefSeq and is a predicted model, not a curated record. Gene Ontology annotation, cellular component: nucleus; DNA ligase IV complex. Gene Ontology annotation, biological process: double-strand break repair via nonhomologous end joining.